Odocoileus virginianus texanus is the source of this 3471-nucleotide messenger RNA. It is a transcript of the gene DAB1, whose product is annotated as DAB adaptor protein 1. Gene Ontology annotation, cellular component: cytoplasm. Gene Ontology annotation, biological process: lateral motor column neuron migration; ventral spinal cord development. Lineage: Eukaryota; Metazoa; Chordata; Mammalia; Artiodactyla; Cervidae. The record is from RefSeq and is a predicted model, not a curated record.
GCUGCUGGGAGUGAGCAUCCCCCGUCAGGGAUACCCAGCUCCGCGGCAUCUCCUGCGCCCCAAACGGACCUGCCACCCCCAGGAAACAAAAGCAGAGCCCCCUCGCCCUCUCCUGCUGCAGCCGGAGAAUGAGUCGAGAGGGCUGAGCGAAGAGUGUGGUCCUCGGCGGCCGGCGGGGAAGCGAUGUCCUUGGCUUCUGUCCAUGACGAUUCCUGAUUUGUGGCUCUGGUAAUCUUGGGAAAACAGCAUCCAAUUUCUUCCAUCCAGAUUCUGGGGUCUACAUUUCCCUAGCAGCACCCUGACCCAGCCUGGUCGCAUUGGUCCAACCUUUUCCUAGGACACGCCAUUCAGCAAGACAUGCUGGUGAACCCCAACUCCGCAUCUUCAUGAUCAAGGGACCCUCUUACACAGCACAAAGCGCUCGGAAGGAGUGAAUGAAAUGUGCAACUCGGGGUGUCGUUUCUGAAAGGAGGAGUCAUAUUCUUGAAGAGGAGUCCUCAAUGAGCCUGGCCAAGGCCCGGGAUCUGUGUGAAGUGGACUAAGGAUUUAGUAGGAUGUCAACUGAGACAGAACUUCAAGUAGCUGUGAAAACCAGCGCCAAGAAAGACUCCAAAAAGAAAGGUCAGGAUCGCAGUGAAGCCACUUUGAUAAAGAGGUUUAAAGGUGAAGGGGUCCGGUACAAGGCCAAACUGAUUGGAAUUGAUGAGGUUUCCGCAGCUCGGGGAGACAAGUUAUGCCAAGACUCGAUGAUGAAGCUCAAGGGCGUUGUUGCUGGCGCUCGUUCCAAAGGAGAACACAAACAGAAAAUCUUUUUAACCAUCUCCUUUGGAGGAAUCAAAAUCUUUGAUGAGAAGACAGGGGCCCUUCAGCAUCAUCAUGCUGUUCACGAAAUUUCCUACAUCGCAAAGGACAUCACAGAUCACCGGGCCUUCGGAUACGUUUGUGGGAAGGAAGGGAAUCACAGAUUUGUGGCCAUAAAAACAGCCCAGGCGGCUGAACCUGUUAUUCUGGACUUGAGAGAUCUCUUUCAACUUAUUUAUGAAUUGAAGCAAAGAGAAGAAUUGGAAAAAAAGGCACAAAAGGAUAAGCAGUGCGAACAAGCUGUGUAUCAGACAAUUCUGGAAGAGGACGUUGAAGAUCCUGUUUACCAGUACAUUGUGUUUGAGGCUGGACACGAGCCAAUCCGUGAUCCCGAAAUGGAAGAAAACAUUUAUCAGGUUCCCACCAGCCAAAAGAAGGAAGGUGUUUAUGAUGUGCCAAAAAGUCAACCUGUAAGUGCUGUGACCCAAUUAGAACUUUUUGGGGACAUGUCCACCCCUCCUGAUAUAACUUCUCCCCCUACUCCUGCAACUCCAGGUGAUGCCUUUAUCCCGUCUUCAUCUCAGACACUUCCGGCGAGUGCAGACAUGUUUGGUUCUGUACCUUUUGGCACUGCUGCUGUACCCUCAGGUUACGUUGCCAUGGGCGCCGUCCUCCCAUCCUUCUGGGGCCAGCAGCCCCUUGUCCAACAGCAGAUUGCCAUGGGUGCUCAGCCGCCAGUCGCUCAGGUGAUGCCGGGGGCUCAGCCCAUCGCAUGGGGCCAGCCGGGUCUCUUCCCUGCCACUCAGCAACCCUGGCCCGCCGUGGCCGGGCAGUUUCCGCCAGCCGCCUUCAUGCCCGCACAAACUGUUAUGCCUUUGCCAGCUGCCAUGUUCCAAGGUCCCCUCACCCCCCUUGCAACCGUCCCAGCCACGGGUGACUCCGCCAGGUCAAGUCCACAGACCGACAAGCCCAGGCAGAAAAUGGGAAAAGAAAUGUUUAAGGAUUUCCAGAUGGCCCAGCCUCCGCCUGUGCCCUCCCGCAAGCCCGACCAGCCCUCCCUCAGCUGCACCUCAGAGGCCUUCUCCAGUUACUUCAGCAAAGUCGGGGUGGCACAGGAUACGGAUGACUGUGAUGACUUUGACAUCUCCCAGUUGAACUUGACACCUGUGACUUCUACCACGCCAUCGACCAACUCACCUCCAACCCCAGCCCCUAGACAGAGCUCUCCAUCCAAAUCAUCUGCAUCCCAUGCCAGUGAUCCGACCGCUGAUGACAUCUUUGAAGAGGGCUUUGAGAGUCCCAGCAAAAGUGAAGAGCAAGAAGCUCCUGAUGGGUCACAGGCCUCAUCCAACAGUGAUCCCUUUGGUGAGCCCAGUGGGGAGCCCAGUGGUGAUAAUAUAAGUCCACAGGCCGGUAGCUAGAUAGCACAGGUCUGGGAGCCGGAGCCUCUCUAUGCGCAGAUCAACAAAUGUAAGAAAUAGCGUCGAUGCGGGCUUGUGGCGGAUGCUUCAAGACUGGCAUGGAAAUCAGAUCGCGACAGGCUCUCUUGUAUUCUUUCACCUCUCGUCAUCCCACGAAGAAAUUCACGAUCGCCCAAUGGAACUCCUUUGGAAGAGGGAACUAAGGUUUUGGCAACCACUGGCAGAGGUCUAUGGCAGCACAAAAACAAACACACAGAAAUAUAAAAAACCAUCCCCAGCAUCAAAUCACAAAUCAAGCAAGUACGCACCCAACACAUGUUCCAGGCUCUCUUAGCAUGGGUUUAAGAUGACCCAGUAUGUGAAACCCGAAUUCUCUUUUUAUUUCUCAACCUGUUGACCACUGUAAAGACAUCUGAUUUGGAGUGACAGGCCUCAGAGAGGUACAUCAGGCUUGGCACUGACGUCAUUUAGGCGAAUGUAAGGUCUGUGUCACCGCAAGAUGCUCAUUCGUAUGCCUUUCCACAUAGGAUGGUGUAAUUACAACGCUCCGCAAGGCCUGGUCUGCCGGUUUCUCCCCUUUCCUUUAUUAGUCAUGUUUGAAAUUAAUGAGUGUACAAAUUUUUGUAUUGUUUUGACUUUUUUUAAGAUAUUGAUGAAGAAAUUCAAUUGGGAAAAAAGAAAAAAAAACCCAUAUGAAAUGAAUUCACUUGAAAUCAUCACAAGACAAAUAAGUGGCUGAUGAUUCUUUUUGAUUAAGAAUGUUGCCAAAACAACCCUUUAAGCUCUUCUGUAUCCUGGUGAAGAAAGACAGAUUUCGGUUUAACCUUCACUCUGUGAGUAGGAAAGGACAUCGAAUCCCAUUGAUGAGAAAGAUGAAAAGUACGUCUGAUUUCCUCAGAAGCUCUAAACUCUUUAAGUCCAAUAAAAUGAGAUUUUUUAUUUUUCCGAUAUCUUGCUGCUGUGAUGCUAUGCAGACAAGUGUCCUCUCCAUGUGCCAUUUUCAAAGAAAAGUCAUUUGCCAAAUACUUCUGGUACAAUCCUGGUAAUGUGGUUUGGGAUUUUAAAAAAUCGACUUGCUAAUGGAACAGUGGUGACAUGAAUAUUCAGAGUAACAAACUGAUUCUGUGGUCAUGAUGGUUCAUCUCUAUCUCUUUUUGUACAUCAGAAAAUUCAAAUGGGAUUUUUAUUUUAUAACUUAAAAAAAAAAACAAAAAACCUUACCAUUAAACUCUUUAAAUAUUUAAGGGAA